CAGGGCCCCGCGUGAGCCGCGAGUGCGCAACAGGAGUCGCGGCCUGCGGUAAAGCAGCUGAACGCACGUUGUGUGCCGCGGUCAGAGUGGGUGCCGCCAACUGAGCUGCAGCUGCCACCCCACCUAGACUUCUUGGUACCCAGGAAGGUGGGUUUUGUCGACAGCCAGCGUGUCAGUUCAACACCAGCUACCCGAGGGAGCAAAGACGUAAGUCAAGGAAUAGAAAAUGGACUAAUACAAGAUCAAAAGUGAAAAUCAGUGAAAUUGAAAACAGACAAGUAAUGGAGAAAAUCCAUGAAACAAAAAUCUGGUUCCUCAAAAAUAAAAAAGCUUUUAGCUUCCACUCUUGACCCAUAUGGUUGAUGCAGGCUACCAAAAUAAAUAUGAUUCAGGCUAUGCAAGGCCUUCUGGCUUUAAACCAGCAGGAAGAACUUGUGGAUUUACCAAACAACUACCCUUUGAGUGUUAGUGAAGAUGAGGGGGACAGUGACAGAGAGAGAAAGCAUCAAAAGCUUCUGGAAGCAAUUGGUUCUCUUGAUGAAAAGAAUAGGUGGAAAUUGGCUGAAAGAUCUGAAGCUAGUUUGAAGAUAUUAGAAUUCACUGUGAGUUCUGAAAGAUCAGAAGAAAAGCUGGUCCUUUCAGAUCUUCUUGAUCCUGUUAGAACUUCGUCUUCAUUGGCUGCUAUGAAAAAGCAACUGAAUAGAGUUAAAUCCAGGAAGACUGUGGAAUUACCUCUUAACAAAAAAGAAGUUGAACAGAUCCACAGAGAAGUAGCAUUCAAUAAAGCAUCACAAACCCUCUCCAAAUGGGAUCCUAUUGUUCUCAAGAACCGGCAAGCAGAGCAGCUGUUGUUUCCCCUGGAGAAGCAGCAGUCACCCUUUGUUCACAUUGAACUUGUCUUCAGUGGCUAUAAGGCAAGAACUCCUCUGGAGCAAGAGAUUUUUAACCUCCUUCAUAAAAACAAGCAGCCAGUGACAGACCCUUUAUUGUCUCCCAUGGAAAAGGCCUCUCUCAAAGCUAUGAGCCUAGAAGAGGCUAAGAUGCACCGAGCAGAGCUUCAGAGGGCCCGGGCUUUGCAGUCCUACUAUGAGGCCAGGGCAAAAAGAGAGAAGAAAAUCAAAAGUAAAAAGUUUCACAGAUUUGUAAAGAAAGAAAAGGCCAAGAAAGCCCUAAAAGAUUUUGAUCAGCUGUGGAAAGUGAAUCCUACUGUUGCACUGGAUGAACUGGAAAAAACUGAAAAGGCCAGAAUGAUUGAGCGAAUGAGCCUUAAGCACCAGAACAGUGGGAAAUGGGCCAAGUCAAAGACAAAUAUGGCCAGAUAUGACCUGGAGGCUCGCCAAGCUGUGCAAAAACAAUUGGCUAAGAACAAAGAACUGACAGAGAAACUCCAGGUAAUCUCAGAAAGUGAGGAUGAGGAGAGGGGUGCCAAAGAGGAAGACCCUCUUGUCCCUGAUAGAGUGAAUGAAAUACAGAUGUGUGCAGAUUGGCCAAAUCCUUGGAUGCUUAGGAAUUGUAACAGUAAUGAAAAAGAAGGUGAAAUCCAGACAGACCCUGAACAACUACCUGAGCCUGUUGUCCGGAAGUUUUCUACAAGUGAGGAAGAUGAAAGACCAGAAGCAGAGGAAGAAAUUUUGUUGGAAGAAUCUGAGGAAAGACCAUCCCUUAGAAAAAGAUUUCAGCUCAACCAGGAUACUGAGCCAGUGGGCAGCCAAGAAACAAAAGAUUCUAGCAACCAGGGCAUAUUAUCCAAAUUGAGGGCAUUGAAUCAGAAACUCAACAAGGAAAACCAUCACUCCAAGAAGCAAACAGUGAGUCAGGCAGGGACAAUUCUCCAGGGCCAAAGAGAGGAAUGUGCCUCAGAAAAAGAGCAAUAUCUGUUGCUUCAGAGGCCAGAGAGAGUACAAAUUCUGGAAGAACUAGAAGAUCUGGGCAAAGAAGGGCAUUUUCAAAAUAAGGAACUCCCCAGACCUUUGUUAAAAUGGGAUAAAAUGAAAAGAAACCUAAAUAACCAGACUGAUGCCCCUAAGGGGCAGAAGAAGGAGCAAGUGAUUGAUCUCCAGAACUUCCUGAUUACAAAAUCUCCUUCUAUGAAGUCUUUGGCCAUUCCCACAGCAAUAGAGGAAUUGGAAGAUGAAGAGGAAAGAAACCUAAAGCAGAUGAUAAAGGAAGCUUUUGCUGGAGAUGAUGUCAUCAGAGAUUUUUUGAAGGAGAAGAGGGAGGCUGUGGAGACAAAUAAGCCAAAAGAUGUGGACCUGACGCUGCCUGGCUGGGGCAAGUGGGGUGGUGUAUGCCUGAAGCCCAAUGCCAAGAAAAGAUGUCGGUUUCUCAUUAAAGCCCCUGAAGGUCCUCCAAGAAAAGACAAGAAUUUGCCAAAUGUGAUUAUCAAUGAGAAGCGCAACAUCCAUGCAGCAGCUCAUCAGGUACAGGUGGUUCCAUAUCCAUUCACUCACUAUCAGCAAUUUGAAAGGACCAUCCAGACCCCUAUAGGGUCUUCAUGGAACACCCAGAGGGCCUUCCAAAAGCUCACCACCCCCAAGGUAGUCACCAAGCCAGGCCAUAUCAUUAAGCCCAUAAAAGCAGAGGAUGUGGGUUGUCACUCUUCUUCAAAGUCAGACCUGUCUGUCAUACAGAGCAUUACUGCACGACCCACUGGAAAUCACAAAAAACAGCUGAAGAAAAACUUUAUAGAUUGAGUUGCCAGAGGACUGACAUCUUGGUGCCCAGGACUGGGAGCCCUGACUGGUCAUCCUUUGAUCAGUGUGGCAGGAUCAAUUCCAGAACCAGCUUAGCACAUUGUGGGUGUGAUUAAGCCACAUUUUAGAAAUAAAAGCUUUUUUUUCUAAUAAAAGCUUUUUUAUUUAUUAAAAAAUAGUAAAACUUCUAAAUCUCUAGCACAACUAAGAUAAAAAUUGAAAAAAUACAAAUCAUCAAUGUGAUUAAAUAAACAGGAAUUAGUACUAGA
Molecule: messenger RNA, 2962 nt
Organism: Heterocephalus glaber (naked mole-rat)
Lineage: Eukaryota; Metazoa; Chordata; Mammalia; Rodentia; Bathyergidae
Product: U3 small nucleolar RNA-associated protein 14 homolog A-like
Biological process (GO): rRNA processing
Cellular component (GO): small-subunit processome; nucleolus
Source: RefSeq, a predicted model, not a curated record